UUAGCAGGCCAGAGCCAUUUUCAGACUGCUGUCAGGCGGCAUGGGGGAGGCACUACUGAACAGGGGAAUCCUGACCAUCAUUAAUGUGAACAGGGUCCUCCAGAUGUAUUGACAGUCAUUCAGGAGGGUGGCUUUCGAGGAGUUGGCAGACAGCCACCUGCAUUAUCACCAUGAUGCUGUGCAGAUACUACUGGAGGAGGAAGAGGACUACAUUGCCUUGUUGACUCUUUCCUGGAGCUGUUUCACUCCCUGGAGUGCUUCUAGUGGGGUCAGUCAACCAGCACCAUCAACUGGUGGACUGGAUAGUGCUGCAGAACUGGGAUGACCAGCAGUGGCUACAUAACUCCUCAUCCUGGAGAUCUGUGCACAGCUCACCACAGAGUUUCAGCAGCAGAACACCAGCAUGAGAGUUCCCAUCAUCAUGAAGAACUUGUUUGCUCUUGUUGUUCCCAUGUUACCCUUUUGGGUAACCGGCGCCGCAGCUGGGAUUGUCUUCCUGCAUCUUAUCCAGAAACUCCUCUUCCCCUACUUCUGGCACGACCUGAAAUACCUGCUUAAAGUGAUAAAGUAUGGGCUGACCUUGGAGAUCUACAGACUGCGAGGGAAGAUUUUCACGGUGCUGGACAGGUUUGUGAAACAAGCUGAAAGGCAGCCCAACAAGCCAUUCAUCCUGUAUGAAGGGGAUGUUCACACCUACCAGGAUGUGGAUAGGAGGAGUAACAGGGUAGCUCAGGUCUUCCUGCAACAGGGAGCUCUGAAAAAGGGGGAUACGGUGGCCCUGCUGAUGAGUAAUGAACCCGACUUCAUCCAUGUGUGGUUUGGAGUGGCCAAGCUGGGCUGUGUGGUGGCUUUCCUCAACUUCAACAUCCGAUCCAGGUCUCUUCUGCAUUGUAUCAGCAGCUGUGAGUCCAAGAUACUCAUUGUGGGAGAAGAUAUGCUUGGGACAUUAGAGGAAAUUCUUCCCAACCUCCAAAAAGAUAUUGGUGUUUGGGUAAUGACAAGAGACUGCACUCUGCCACGUGUUAAUACCCUUUUAGACAAACUGGAAGCUGCAUCUGAAGACCGUGUACCAGUUAAUCUCUGCUCUGCAAACAACCUCAAGUCCUCCGUACUCUACAUUUUUACCUCAGGAACAACAGGACUACCAAAAGCUGCAGUUAUCAGUCAUCUGCAGAUUCUAAAAGGAGCUGCUGGAUUAUGGGCAUUUGGUGCUACUGCAUAUGACACUGUUUAUAUAACUCUCCCUCUUUACCACAGUGCAGCUUCUCUCCUUGGCAUUGGUGGAUGUAUUGAAUUGGGUGCAACUUGUGUCUUAAGAAAGAAAUUCUCAUCUAGUCAGUUCUGGAGUGACUGCAAAAAGUACAAUGUGACUGUUAUCCAGUAUAUUGGAGAACUUUGUCGUUAUCUUUGCAAUCAACCUGUGAAAGAAGGAGAAAAAGAUCACAAAGUUCGCUUGGCAGUUGGAAAUGGAGUAAGGAGUGAUGUAUGGAGAGAAUUUUUAGGCCGAUUUGGUGACAUCAAGAUGUGUGAGUUUUAUGGGGCUACUGAAGGAAACAUUUGUUUCAUGAACCACACCGGGAAAAUUGGAUCUGUGGGACGUACUAAUUUCUUUUAUAAGCUUUUUUCCCCUUUUGACUUAAUCAAGUAUGAUUUUAAAAAAGAUGAACCAAUUAGAAAUAAGCAUGGUUGGUGUGAGAAGGUUAAGAAAGGUGAGGCUGGUCUUCUCAUUUCCAAAGUGAAUGCAAAGAAUCCCUUCUUUGGCUAUGCUGGGAGUAAGAAACAUACGGAAAAGAAAUUACUCUGCGAGGUGUUUAAGAAGGGAGACAUUUAUUUUAAUACAGGGGAUCUGAUGAUUCAAGACCAAGAGAAUUUUCUUUACUUUUGGGACAGGAUCGGGGAUACUUACAGAUGGAAAGGAGAGAAUGUUGCAACCACUGAAGUUUCUGAUGUCAUUGGUAUGUUGGACUUCAUACAGGAAGCCAAUGUAUAUGGUGUUCCUGUGCCAGAUCAUGAAGGAAAAGCAGGAAUGGUCUCUGUUAUUUUGAAGCCCAAUAAAUCAUUAGAUUUGGAACAAAUGUAUGAACAAGUUGUGACAUAUCUACCAGGUUAUGCUUGCCCGCUAUUUUUAAGACUCCAGGAAACAAUGGAAAUGACAGGAACUUUCAAACAACAAAAAUUUCGGUUGGUGAGAGAAGGCUUUAAUCCAUCUGCAAUCACUGAUCCACUUUAUUUUUUAUACAGUUCUAAAAAAUCUUAUGUUCCAUUAACCAAAGAACUUCAUGACAAGAUCUUAUCUGGGCAGCUGAAACUUUAAUUAGUGUUAAAUUAUUAACAGAUUUGUUAACUACUUUGUAAGAAGCAACAAGUGCACUAAGUAAUAUUUCUAUGUAGUUUGUAUUCUUGAUAUUUUGCUGCCAUACCUUUUUGGAUUCAGAAGUUUUACUACACCUUUCAUUUGUGACCGUCACUGAACACUAAUAAUUUUCUACCUCCUGAAACACCAAAUAGUUAUAUUACUUAUAAAACAUGUUUAAAAUACAUCAUCUUUGUGAUAUAGAAUAUCAGGGUUGGAAGGGACCUCAGGAGGUCAUCUAGUCCAACCCACUGCUCAAAGCAGGACCAAUAUCCAGGCACAUUUUUGCCCCAGAUCCCUGAAUGGUCCCCUGAAAGAUUGAAGUCACAACCCUGGGUUUAGUAGGCCAGUGCUCAAACCACUGAGCUAUCCCUCCCCUAUGUCUUGAACCUUUUUUCUAUAUCAGACAUGAAUGAGUGAUAUUUACAGAAAAAUAAUAAUAUACACAGAAAUAAAUUAUAUUGGAAAAAUAUACUAGUGUUAGUACUGUUGCUUGAGACUAACAUCUAUUUUACUGUAGUUAAUAGUUUUCCUGUACAUUUCAUAAAGCCUAAUAAUUAUUUAUAAAAUGAUAAUAUUAAAAAGGAACUGAAGAAAGGUAGGGAGAGAAACACAACAAACUAUAAUUUUCCUGCUCUAUGAAAACAUUGACUUAAGCUGCUUAGGUUCAAUACAUGGAAAGCAUACAGUGUACAUUGUUUUUAUCUCCUUCCUUCAUGGCAUCUGGAUCUUGGUUCUGUCCUCAUCUGAUUCCUAAUCCACUUACAUUCUGCAUCAUAUUUAAAUUCCUUGUCCACACCUGAGAUGCAAGUUUACUGCUCUAAGGGCCCAGUCCAAAGCCGUUGAAGGCAAUGGUGAUUGCUCUGGCUUUUUCCAUUCACUUCUAUACAUGGGGGAACUAUCCCCCUUCCUGACCUUGUUUUCCAUAAUCCAGUCUUAACAUGCACACACUCCUAGAGACCUACAAAUCAUAACGCUCCCUUCAAAGCAACAUUAACAAUAUAAAUAAGAAGAGAGUUGGACACCAAAAAACGCUCUUUACAAAACAUGGAACUAAUGAAAUGUGUGGCAGCAUCACUGCUCAACAGCAUGUCUUUUUGUUGCAGUCUGGUCCCUUUCCUUCAUUUGUACCUUUUCUCUUUAGAUUGUAAACUCCUGAGGGAAGAGUAUAGUGUCUUGUAAACCAACUAGCACAUUUUUGGCAUUGGAUAAAAAAUAUCCAUGCAUUGAUGUGCAUAGUCCUGAUCUGUUGGGUAGUGUCGCUCAGAUGUAGUUAGGACAAAUGGAUUGGAAGUCAUUGCCAGCUAAUGGCAAAAAUUGUU
Molecule: messenger RNA, 3675 nt
Organism: Mauremys mutica (yellowpond turtle)
Lineage: Eukaryota; Metazoa; Chordata; Testudines; Geoemydidae
Gene: SLC27A6
Product: solute carrier family 27 member 6
Exons: 11
Coding region: 404-2314 (636 amino acids)
Molecular function (GO): long-chain fatty acid-CoA ligase activity; long-chain fatty acid transmembrane transporter activity
Source: RefSeq, a predicted model, not a curated record